Messenger RNA from Topomyia yanbarensis, 2029 nucleotides. Its product is annotated as 1-acyl-sn-glycerol-3-phosphate acyltransferase beta-like. Gene Ontology annotation, molecular function: 1-acylglycerol-3-phosphate O-acyltransferase activity. Lineage: Eukaryota; Metazoa; Arthropoda; Insecta; Diptera; Culicidae. The transcript is spliced from 5 exons. Gene Ontology annotation, cellular component: endoplasmic reticulum. Gene Ontology annotation, biological process: phosphatidic acid biosynthetic process. The record is from RefSeq and is a predicted model, not a curated record. Bases 733 to 1569 code for a protein of 278 amino acids.
AUUCGCGAUUUACUCGUGGCGCGGAAUAGAGUGCUACCUUCGACUACGGACAAUACUUCUCUUCGUUGAGCGAAAGUUAAUGUUACAAUAGAACAGAUACUCGACCGGGGAGCGUGCGCGUGCGUGCCGAAUCUGUGCCAAACACGUAGGCACGGCAGAGCCGGUUUGCUACAGGAAGUUAGGGACGACGAUGACGACGACGGCAAGUUCGCAUGGUACAGUAGUACAGUGAAAUGUUCAAACGAGAGAGUUAAGGAGCGACGGACGUCGUCGAGAGCGGAAGUGGCCAUCGAUGUCGUCGUCGGGGAACUCGAAUGUCAAAGCCAAAGGCAAACACAUUGUCCCGAAAGAGGCACGAAAAGUUGUUGGUUUGAUGUUUUUGUGUUUUGGUGCAUUGUGAUAUUCAUCGAAGUUUUUGCAUACAUCGUAAGUGUUGAUGAGCAUGGUGUGAACAGUUUCGACGAAACAACGGAACCGAAAGUAAACAGUGCGGCACAUGAGAAUUGAUUUUUCUCUACUCUAACAAAAAGUGCAUUUAGGUCAACUUAUGAGUAGUAUGAUUAAAUGAAGUACAACAACGGCAAUAAUAGUGGGUAUCGGAAAAAAUCAAUGCGACAGUUUUAACUGCGACAGUCGCAGUGUGCUGUGGGGUUGUUUCAAUAUAUUAUCGUAUACAUAGAGAGCGUAGAAUUGUUUCACGUGAGGCUGGCAAGCGGAACGAGGUAGCAAGCCAUGGAAGCAAUGAUUAAUGUAAUAAAGGACGUCUUCCUCAACAGCCUGGUGCUGCAGUUUAUCGUGGCAUCCAUAUUACUUAGCUUGGUAUGGCCGACGUACAAAUAUUACGCCAAAAUGACGGCCAUCCUGAUGGUUUCGUCCCUGGUCCUGAUAGUGCCGAUACCACUCUUUCUGUUCAAACCUCGGUGGCCUUUGAAUGCCUUAGUACCAGGAAUUGUCGCGUGCGAGUUCAUUCGCUGGCUCGGCGUAGAGUACGAAAUCCGCGGUGCCGAACAUAUCAACGUGAAGAACGGCGGGGUAGCACUACUUAAUCACCAGAGUGCGAUUGACAUCGUACUCCUUGCCCGACUUUUGCGCGAAUUCCGCAACAUAGUGCCGGUGGUGAAGAAGGAGAUUUUCUACGCACUCCCCUUCGGAAUCGGUUCCUACCUGGUGGGGGUAGUUUUCAUCGACCGCAAGAAUACUGCCUCUGCGAUGAAUGUGAUGAAACGGGAAGCGGUGGCCAUCACGCGUGAUAAUCUCAAGUUGGCAAUUUUCCCAGAGGGUACCCGACAUGACCGGGACACGUUGCUACCCUUUAAAAAGGGCUCGUUUCACGUGGCAGUGGACUCUCAGGCGAUUAUCCAACCGGUGGUCAUUUCCAAGUAUGCUUUUAUUAACCACAAGAAGAAACGCUUCGGUCGGGGACGGGUCAUAGUGCAAAUUUUGCCGGAAAUAUCGACCAAAGGCAAAGGGAAAGAAGAUAUCAAUGAGCUGGUGGAAAGCUGCCAGCAGAUAAUGCAGGCACAAUUCGACGCACUUAAUGCUGAGGCCAAGCAGUACUGCCACCUGUAGGGGAUAUGCGGUAGGGGAGUACAGGAUCAAAUGAAUUGAUAUAUAGCGUAGAUUUAGGGUUAGAUUGCAAAAAAUAAAUCCUUAUGACUGGGGCGCAGUGAUGUUCUAGAGGUAACGUCUAGCGUAGGAAUUCGCCCGAAAAGUUUCGUUAAAACGGGCGAAAUGAAACUGUUCAGUAUCAGAUAUCUAGUCCAAAUUAGUGAAGCUAAAAUACGACAGCAGGUUUUCAGGUUUAUUAAUAUAGGAACAAUAUUGACACAAUAAGUUUAAAAAAACGCAGUUUAAAAUAAUGACUGUCGAUCCUUCAGAAGGAUGGCUGCGUAUAUUUUGAACAAUCAAACUCUCUCAACCCUUUUAUAUUAUUAAUCCUCUCUUGUUACACCUUUUCAUCGAUCUAACUCAUUAUGAUACGUAUUCUACAGUUACAGUUUGGUGACAAAUAAAUCCAAGUUUCAAAGAA